Molecule: messenger RNA, 3009 nt
Organism: Lacerta agilis (Sand lizard)
Lineage: Eukaryota; Metazoa; Chordata; Lepidosauria; Squamata; Lacertidae
Gene: RAVER2
Product: ribonucleoprotein, PTB binding 2
Exons: 14
Coding region: 181-2412 (743 amino acids)
Cellular component (GO): ribonucleoprotein complex
Molecular function (GO): RNA binding
Source: RefSeq, a predicted model, not a curated record
UGCAGCGUGGCUGCUUGGUCCUGCGCGCGGGGUGGCGCCCAGCUCCCUCCUCCCCAGGCUCCCGCCCCCUGCCGCCGCCCCAGACCCAAGCCCAGCCCGCCCCGACUGGCUCUCUUCCCCCACUCGCUGCCUCCACCCCCCGGGCGGUGUGAGAGCUGCGUUCGCGUCCGGGCCGGCAAGAUGGCGGCAUCGUCGGGGUCCAGCGGCGCCGAGCUGCCCGGGACUCUGGGGGAGUCGGAGGGCGCGCCGGCGGGGACGCCUCGCGCUCUGGCCCCCGAGGAGAUCGCCCGCAGGCUGCGCGGAACUAGGCGGGAGCUGAGCAACAGGCGCAAGAUCCUGCUGAGGAACCUGCCCUCCGAGAGCAGCAGCCAGGAAAUCCAUAAUUUAUUAAAAGACUUUGAAUUGAAGUACUGUUAUGUGGACAAAAAUAAAAGAACAGCUUUUGUUACUUUGCUGAAUGGAGAGCAGGCUCAGAAUGCAAUUCGGUUGUUUCACCAGUACUCCCUUAGAGGAAAAGAAAUCUCAGUGCAACUUCAGCCAACCGAUGCCCUGCUCUGCAUUACCAACUUACCACGCUCCUAUACAUUGCAAGAGUUUGAAGAGUUGGUGCGGCCCUAUGGCAAUGUUGAAAGACACUUUCUGAUUUAUAGUGAAAUCACUGGGUAUUCGAAGGGCUAUGGUUUUGUGGAAUACAUGAAAAAGGAUUCUGCAGCUAAAGCUAGGCUGGACCUUCUAGGGAAACAAGUAGGUGGGAAUGCCCUUUUUGCUCAGUGGAUGGACGUCAACCAGUUAACUCCAGAACUCAUACAUUCAAAGUGCCUUUGUGUGGAAAACCUCCCCACAGACUACACAGAUGCAGAGGAUCUGAUGCAAACUUUUUCGUCGAAAUAUAACCCUGUGUUUUAUCAGCUUGCUCAGGAUGAAGAUAGCUCGGUUGAUGGCUUUGCAGUCGUUGAGUAUGAGACAGCAGAGCAGGCAGAGGAAGUCCAGCAAGGGACAGAUGGCUUGACUUUCAGAGAGAAAAGAGUGCAUGUAUCUUACUGUGCUCCGGGAGCUCCAGGGCGUGGAACUCUUGCUACACUUAUAGCAGCACAACGCAUGAUGAGGAACAACAGAAAAGGUUUGCUUCCUGAACCAAAUGCAGUGCAGAUUAUGAAAAGCUUAAAUACCCCAGCGAUGUUACAAAUGUUGUUGCAACCCCAGUUACAUGGAUGUUCUAAUAAACUUGUCCUUGGAGCUCCCAUGAGUGUGGCCCACCUUGUAAACCCAUCAAUCAACCCAGCCUUUUUGCAUUUCAACAAUGUUCAUCAGGGACCAGUUCUUGGAAAUGCAUCUAGUUUGCUGCUACAGAACCUUUCCAAUUUACAGCUGGCACAACUAGCGAAGCUUGAGAAUAUUCAGACAAAUAGUAAACCAAGUUUGCUUGGAGAGCCUCCAGCUGUGCUGCUUCAGACAAUGUUAGGAAUGGGUGCUGUGCCAUCAGUGACUACAGACAUGGGGAGUCACGGAGAAGCACGCAAUUUAUCUAAUCGGACUGCAGCUCAAACGCCGGUUGCAACAGGGAUUGGCAUGCUGCCCUUCUUUCCAAAUCAGCAUGUAUCUGGACAAGCAGUGCCAAGGCAAAACAACACGCAGGACAAGCUGUCAACCGCAGUAGGACUGACAGAAGGCACUGGCUCAGGGUCCCAGGGUUAUCUGCAAAGCUUACCAAAUGUCGCUGCUGGAGGCCUACGGGCAGGACAUCUCAAGCAACAAGGCCAGGCAAAGAGCCCUGAUUCAAGCUUGGGGAGUUCUUCAAAAAACCAGACCUCUCUACUGGGAGAACCUCCCAAGGAAAUCCAUCUGAGUACCAAUCCCUACUUGAACUUGGCAAGUGUGCUGCCUUCAGUCUGUCUUUCAGCAGCAAUUGCCAGCAAAGCCAGUAAUACUAAGCAGCAGGCCGGACUUUCAAAUAACUCACUCAGUGCUGCAGCUGCUCAGGGAACCACAGCACAACAACCGGUGGAAAGCUAUUUUAACUAUUCACCACAAUAUGAGGAUUACACACAGGAUUCAGUCCAGCAGUGGUAUCAACAAUAUGCCCAGGCAUACCAUACCAUCCAAACUAGAGUAGGGGAAUUAGAAAAUGGUGGCUCAGAGGAAUCUGAUAGUGGAGUGUAUGGGGACUUCAGCAGCUACUUGCAAGUCAUGCCGUCAUAUUACGCUGCCACCCAGGGGUCCUUCCAUCCAGGCAUUUUGCCACUUGCGCCUCAAAACCAACUGAAGAUGACACCAAUAAGAAAUGAAAAGCGGGGCUCUUCGUACCUCAUCACCACUCCAGAAGAUGGCCCAGUGGAAUACGUUGGUCAGCAAACUCAGGGCUCGGGAGUACAUUAUGCAGAAUUGUAUCUUAAAAGAAAACGUGUUUAUUAAGAUCAGCAUCUUGCUUGGAGUCAAAGCCACAUUCAUGUCAUCCUUAGCUUUCACUUUUAAUAUGUAUUGUAGAUAUUGGAGAACCAAUCUAUGUAGUUUCUCUGAGUAAAUUUGUGUGUGGGGAGCUACUAAUGGCAGAUUACCCUCCAGACUAGUUUCUAUGCAUUGAGUGACAAUUAAGUUAUUUCUUAAGCUCUUAAAGAAAUGGCAGCUUUGCCCCCUUGAGAAUGUCUCUCGAAGCAAUAAAAUAACAGUGAGAGGAAAUGUUCUUGCUGGAAAAGUUGCAGUGGUAGUCUUAAAGAAACAAUUGUGUUGGGUUUUUCCUUCUUCUUCAAAGAUUUAGAUUCUUGGCUGCAAAGUUAAAUUCAUGUUUAAUCCUGAUAGCAAUAUUCCUUUAUUGGCUUUAAUGGGGUUUGCAUAUUGGAUUACAGCCCAGACAAUGGUUAGGUUGAGUAUAAUCAUUGCAGUACUGUCUAGUCAAAGUAGGCAGAUCUUUUCUGGAUUAAAAUAAUAAUAAAAUAGCAGUUGUAGCUGCUAAAGUGGAAGUAUGCUAGGAAGAUAUCAACGCACUUCAUUAAAAUAAAUGAUUGCUGGCAA